GCGCUAUAAAAAGGGGAACCCUGCAACCUGCCUUGCCCAUCCAGCCACCGUGCGAACCCAGUCACACAAGACAGAGACGUCGCUAAAGCUCCACCAGCUAGCUGCUCCGUCACGAGCUGCUCCUUAGCUAGCUGCAGCAGAGCCUCUGCCGCCAUGGCGUCCCGUUCCGCUCUGAUCGCGCUGCUCGUCGCCGUGAGCUGCGCCGCGGCGGCCUCGGCGGACACGUUCACCGUCGGCGAAACGCAGGGGUGGAGUCUGGGCGUCGACUACACCACCUGGGCCAACGGCAAGACCUUCAAGGUCGGAGACAUGCUAACGUUCAACUUCGCCACCGGGAGCCACGAUGUGUUGGAGGUCUCCAAGAGCGACUACGACGCCUGCAACGCCGGCAACGCCAUGAACACCAUCCAGAACGGCCCGGCCACCGUCACCCUCACCGCCGGCAGCCACUACUACAUCUGCGGCAUCAGCGGCCACUGCGGCGGCGGCAUGAAGCUCGCCGUCAGCGUCGGCUCCGGCUCCCCCUCCCCCUCGACGCCGUCCGCCCCCGGCACCCCAACGCCCACCACCCCGACGCCCACCACCCCCGCUAGCCCCUCCCCGAGCGCCGCACCCGCUCGCCGCUCGGCCGGCCCCGCCCUCGCCGCCGCCGCCGCCGGCGUGCUCCUCAAGCUCGCCAUGUUCUGAUCGCCGGUCACCACCGGAGAUGUACGGCGCGGCCUGGCUGUUUGCGUGGCCAGGGUAGAGGCAGUGCAGGAUUGUUACUAUUCUUGAGCGUUUCCAUCUGACGGCCGGCGUACGUGUACCUAGUACUGUUGAUGAUGCUAGCCUUUGCUGUUCCGCUUUGUGUUCGAUCACUUGCGAGUGUAGUAGUUGGUGACUUGGAAUAAUUUCAUUGUUUUUUCCCAUCCAUGGAUAUAAUUUGCAUCACUUUUGCUAUGA
Molecule: messenger RNA, 942 nt
Organism: Panicum virgatum (switchgrass)
Lineage: Eukaryota; Viridiplantae; Streptophyta; Magnoliopsida; Poales; Poaceae
Product: blue copper protein-like
Exons: 2
Coding region: 154-687 (177 amino acids)
Cellular component (GO): plasma membrane
Molecular function (GO): electron transfer activity
Source: RefSeq, a predicted model, not a curated record